Molecule: messenger RNA, 150 nt
Organism: Parastagonospora nodorum SN15
Lineage: Eukaryota; Fungi; Ascomycota; Dothideomycetes; Pleosporales; Phaeosphaeriaceae
Exons: 2
Coding region: 1-150 (49 amino acids)
Source: RefSeq, a predicted model, not a curated record
AUGGGCCUAAUCAAUAUCAAGUCGAAUCAUAACUGUUGUAUACUGGGUACCGUGCGCAAUCUGAAAAGCUCCUCCGUCCAGACGGAGCAUGUGGGCACGAAAGAAAGACGAACAUCAGGAUCUGUCCAGGCACCUCACAACUGCAAAUGA